Lepus europaeus (European hare) is the source of this 1317-nucleotide messenger RNA. RefSeq names its product oxytocin receptor (gene OXTR). Gene Ontology annotation, molecular function: peptide binding; vasopressin receptor activity; oxytocin receptor activity. Lineage: Eukaryota; Metazoa; Chordata; Mammalia; Lagomorpha; Leporidae. The transcript is spliced from 2 exons. The coding region runs from base 124 to 1308 and encodes 394 amino acids. The record is from RefSeq and is a predicted model, not a curated record. Gene Ontology annotation, biological process: maternal process involved in parturition; positive regulation of vasoconstriction; G protein-coupled receptor signaling pathway. Gene Ontology annotation, cellular component: membrane.
GCGGCCGGCAGGGUCUCCGGAAGAGGGGCUGGAGCGCCCCGGGCCCUCGGGGGCUGCUGUUGGGCGCCACAAACUUAAAGGGCCCAAGGGCCGGGGGCGCACACGGCGGCGGCGGCCGCGGGCAUGGAGGGCGCGCUGGUGGCCAACUGGAGCACGGAGGCGGUGGGCGCGAGUGAGGGGCCUCCGGGGACUACGGACAACGGCACGGUCGGGCCGCCGCAGCGCAACGAGGCCCUAGCGCGCGUGGAGGUGGCCGUGCUGUGCCUCAUCCUCUUCCUGGCGCUGAGCGGUAACGCGUGCGUGCUGCUGGCGCUGCGCACCACGCGCCACAAGCACUCGCGCCUCUUCUUCUUCAUGAAGCACCUGAGCAUCGCCGACCUGGUGGUGGCCGUGUUCCAGGUGUUGCCGCAGCUGCUGUGGGACAUCACCUUCCGCUUCUACGGGCCCGACCUGCUGUGCCGCCUCGUCAAGUACCUGCAGGUGGUGGGCAUGUUCGCCUCCACCUACAUGCUGCUGCUCAUGUCGCUGGACCGCUGCCUGGCCAUCUGCCGGCCGCUGCGCACGCUGCGCCGCCGCACCGACCGCCUGGCUGUGCUCGCCACGUGGCUUGGCUGCCUGGUGGCCAGCGCGCCACAGGUGCACAUCUUCUCGCUGCGCGAGGUGGCCGAGGGCGUCUUUGACUGCUGGGCAGUCUUCAUCCAGCCCUGGGGGCCCAAGGCCUACGUCACGUGGAUCACGCUCGCCGUCUACAUCGUGCCGGUCAUCGUGCUGGCCACCUGCUACGGCCUCAUCAGCUUCCAGAUCUGGCAGAACCUGCGGCUCAAGACGCUGGCGGCGGCCGCGGCGGCCGCGGGGCCCGAGGGGGUGGCGGCUGCGGCGGCGGCGGGCGGCGCGGAGCGCGCGGCCCUGGCGCGGGUCAGCAGCGUGAAGCUCAUUUCCAAGGCCAAGAUCCGCACGGUCAAGAUGACCUUCAUCAUCGUGCUGGCCUUCAUCGUGUGCUGGACGCCGUUCUUCUUCGUGCAGAUGUGGAGCGUCUGGGAUGCUGAUGCGCCCAAGGAAGCCUCGGCCUUCAUCAUCGCCAUGCUGCUGGCCAGCCUCAACAGCUGCUGCAACCCCUGGAUCUACCUGCUCUUCACCGGGCACCUCUUCCACGAACUGGUGCAGCGCUUCCUCUGCUGCUCCUCUGGCUUCCGGAGAGGGGCCCGGCAGGGCGAGACCAGCGUCAGCAAGAAGAGCAACUCCUCCACCUUCGCGCUGAGCCGGCGCAGCUCCAGCCAGCGGAGCUGCUCGCAGCCCACCACCGUGUGACCCCGCCUC